Messenger RNA from Oncorhynchus keta (chum salmon), 1130 nucleotides. RefSeq lists its product as uncharacterized. Gene Ontology annotation, cellular component: centrosome. Gene Ontology annotation, biological process: spindle organization. The record is from RefSeq and is a predicted model, not a curated record. The coding region runs from base 288 to 1130 and encodes 280 amino acids. NCBI's taxonomy places the organism in Eukaryota, Metazoa, Chordata, Actinopteri, Salmoniformes, Salmonidae. The transcript has 6 exons.
UUAUUUACUAUCAGACAUUAAAAUGUCAUUACUUUCAUGUUAUUGAGGUUAUUCAUUAGUGUAACAUUAUUUGUCCUAUAUAUUUUCUUACUCAUAGUGAAGACAGCAAAGAUACUCAGGUUUAUCCAAUUCAUCUGUGAUGACAGUAAUGUCAAUAUACCCCAUGUUCCUCCCCCUAUGAGAGACUAAUCCAACUAACCCUUAAUCCAUGUUAAUCCCAGGCGGCUGUUUGUGAGCCUUCGAUUUCAAAGGUUUGUGGUUCCUGUCAUGCCAGUAGUGAAAGAUAAAUGAUGUCUACCUGGUAUAUGGACGGUGCUGAGGAUAACCGAGGUGUUUAUACAAAACAGGGACCAGAAGGACUGCUACAGAGUGAGCGCAGGAGGAUAAAGCUGCAGAGUGACCUUGUGACCUUACAGAGGGAUCAGCGCCUUAGCCGCGCUGUGCAGCUGCAGAGCCGGUGGCAGGAGCUGAGUGAGAGAGAGCAUCAGGCGCAGCAGCAGAACAGGCAGCUGCUGCAGGAGUUUGACAGAGCCCAGGACACUCUGAGAGACAUGGUCACCCGCAACGCCGCUAUGAAUACCAUAAAAGUGGAGUAUGAAAGGUAUCUGGAGGAGAGCUUCCCUCGCUGGCAGCAGCAGCUCAAACAGAAGACACUAUCUGCCCAACGCAAGCGAUUGGAGCAGCACCUGAAGGAGUGUCUGAGGAGUAUGGAGGAGGACAAUGCUGAAGAGAGGGGCUCCAGACCCCCCAUUGGAGCCCAACCUCCACUUUCUCCAUGUCAUGUCCAACAGCUCCAGAAUGCCGCUGCGCAUCAAGAAUACCACAACCAAAAUGGCCACCAGGACUACAUCCAAAAUGGCCACCAUCAUCCCAGCAUCCCUUCAAUUCAGUCCUCCUGGUUGAUUCAUGCUCGUUCCCAAUUGGUUGAUUCCCAAACCAGAAUGCACUCCAAACUCCAACAAAGAGACAUGACUCACCAACCCGCUCACCGCCUCCACCCCUAUGACCCCCAGUUCCUCUACCCCCUCAGCCUUACCCUGUCCAGCACCCUCAGUCCCUCUACCCCCCUCAGCCUUACCCUAUCCAGCCCCCUCAGUCCUACUCUAACCCCAGUAAACACCACAUUGUGA